Molecule: messenger RNA, 2027 nt
Organism: Empidonax traillii (willow flycatcher)
Lineage: Eukaryota; Metazoa; Chordata; Aves; Passeriformes; Tyrannidae
Gene: DCAF7
Product: DDB1 and CUL4 associated factor 7
Exons: 7
Coding region: 67-1095 (342 amino acids)
Cellular component (GO): nucleus
Molecular function (GO): protein binding
Source: RefSeq, a predicted model, not a curated record
CCCCCGCACCGCCGCCGCCGCCGCCGCCCCGCUCCCCCAGCCCGGGGGCGUCCCCCCGGCCCAGCCAUGUCGCUGCACGGCAAGCGGAAGGAGAUCUACAAGUACGAGGCGCCAUGGACCGUGUACGCCAUGAACUGGAGCGUCCGGCCCGACAAGCGGUUCCGCCUGGCGCUGGGCAGCUUCGUGGAGGAGUACAACAACAAGGUGCAACUCGUUGGUUUGGAUGAGGAGAGCUCAGAAUUCAUCUGCAGGAACACCUUUGAUCACCCCUACCCCACCACGAAGCUGAUGUGGAUCCCAGACACCAAGGGGGUCUAUCCUGACCUGUUGGCCACUAGUGGGGACUACCUGCGGGUGUGGAGGGUGGGUGAAACCGAGACCCGGCUGGAAUGUUUGCUGAACAACAACAAGAACUCGGAUUUCUGUGCUCCCCUGACUUCAUUUGACUGGAAUGAAGUGGAUCCCUACCUGCUGGGUACCUCAAGUAUUGACACAACCUGCACUAUUUGGGGUCUGGAGACAGGACAGGUUCUGGGGAGAGUAAAUUUGGUCUCUGGCCACGUGAAGACCCAGCUUAUUGCACACGACAAAGAGGUGUAUGACAUCGCCUUCAGCCGCGCCGGGGGCGGCAGGGACAUGUUUGCCUCGGUGGGAGCGGAUGGCUCGGUGAGGAUGUUCGACCUGCGCCACCUGGAGCACAGCACCAUCAUCUACGAGGACCCCCAGCACCACCCCCUGCUGCGCCUCUGCUGGAAUAAGCAGGAUCCCAACUACCUGGCCACCAUGGCCAUGGAUGGGAUGGAGGUUGUGAUUCUAGAUGUGAGAGUUCCCUGCACUCCUGUAGCCAGGUUAAACAACCACAGAGCGUGUGUAAAUGGAAUUGCUUGGGCACCUCAUUCCUCCUGCCACAUCUGCACAGCAGCUGACGAUCACCAGGCCCUCAUCUGGGACAUCCAGCAGAUGCCUCGUGCCAUCGAGGACCCCAUCCUGGCCUACACAGCAGAGGGAGAGAUCAACAAUGUACAGUGGGCAUCCACCCAGCCAGACUGGAUAGCCAUCUGCUACAACAACUGCCUGGAGAUCCUGAGGGUCUAACUCUGCUGCUGUGCCCCCCUGAGGCAGGGCUGUAUCAUUCCCCUCCCCUCUCAAGUAAGAACACCACCAGUCAAGUGGCCAGUAUCUGUUGUUGCUUUGCAUCUGCUGUUACAAGGAACUGUUACAAGGAUCCAUGGCAGGUGUCUCCUGCCUCUCCAGACUCUAAAAAUGCAGAGACGUGCUGAGCCUCUUGGACCUUCUGGGUUCUGGUUUUCUUGUUGAAUUCUUCCCCCCCCACCACCCCUCAGUAAAAGUUCUGUAUAUUUGUUUGUUGACUGUAUUAAUAAGCUUGCAGGCUUUUAAGUUGCUGCAUAUGUCCAUGUGUUUGUCAGCCAGCUGGGGCAGCACACACAUCAACCAGUUUAAAAUAGAUUUGCAGGUGCAAAACAAGGUGGGGGGGGAAAAAAAAGAAAAAAAAAAAAAAGACAUUGAUGUAAAACAGCCACCUUGGCAGGAAUCUUUCUCAUUCCUGUUGUCGCUGCCUCUACACUGUUUAAACGUUUGUAUGUUUUUUAUAUACUGGGCUAACUUUCUAUUGAGUAAGGUGUUUUUUUUCUCCCUAAUUCUUACUUUUUGAUAUGUGACCCACUUGCACAUGCCCACAGCAGGACCUGUUCAUGGACACAAACCCCACUUCAGGCUCCCUGGCAGUAAAGGCCUGCCAGAACUAACUGUUGCCUUGGCUCCCCUGUACCUGGUGAAGCUGGGCAGACUUUCCUGGUGCUGUGAAGUACAAGUAACCUGUUGCACAAUUUUCUUUACACUUUUCCUGACGCUCGAGGCAGUUGUUACUAUGGUAAGGCCUUGUUUUUUAAAUGUAGAGCUGAGUUUGUGUGUCCCCCUGCAGUUGUGUGGUAGCAAACAGAACGGUGGGAGGUGGCAGAAAGAAGAUCCGUGCAUGACAUAAAGCUCCCAGGAGGUAACAAAUCCUG